UGCAAUCAUAUUAGGAUAAUUUAUGGACAAGAGGCGACAUCUCGUAUUGAAACCGUUGAAUUAAUCGCAGCGAGAACCAACACAUCGACAUGACAUGUAACCAAACAUCAAAAACCGGUUGUUGUUGUUGUUACACGUGGAAUGUGGCUUAUCAUAGUACGUGAUGUGGGGCUAAUGAAAAUAUUUCUCGUGGAAGUCGUAGUAUAUAUUGAAAAGUGAUUCCUGUGGAAACUGGUAAAUCCGAAUUUGGUACAUGAAUAGAGAAGUAUCAAUAAAUAUAGGCACUAAUUACUGACGAUACAUCUCAUUCUUAAAUAAAUUCUUGUGAAUGUCGUAUAUUGUAUUUCCUGUUGUUCUGCUGUUCGAUUUCUUAUACACACAUGUAAUUUGUCUCGUAAUUAUUACAAGAUAACAAUACUUGUUGUAUAUUAUACAUCUUUAAACAUUGAAUUGGUGAAUUUACUGGAGGUGUUCCUCCUUGGCAUCCAUUAGCAUUUAUUAUAUUCAAUCAUUUUAUUAGAUCGAGUAACUUUGUUCCACUUUAUUGUCGUGUGCUUCACCAAAUAAUACAAUUAUCCUUUGUCUCAGUUGUAUAUCGAACCGAACUUUUAUUUUAGCGAAUAAUAAACUAUUACUUUUUUUUAUAAUUCAUGACAUUCUAAUUUCGUUUUCUAAUAUUUCAUGAGAUUCCUACUUGAAACUAUUUUACGAAAUGUGAAUUGAUCCGAACUCGUCAAUGCUAAGUUGAAAUCGAGCAGUCAUAUUAAUUAAAAUCCUUCUUUUUUAUAUUCGUUAUCCUACGCUCGUCACGAGUUCAAGUGAGGAAAAUUUUUUUUCACGGAGUUUGUUUUUAUACUAUAUAAACAACAAUGAAUUAUACAUCUGCGGAACAAUUUUUUAAAUAGAAAUCAGGCCAAGGUUACAUUGUCCUUUUUUUUUUAUCUCAAGUAUAACUUUAUUAUGAUACACGAAGUUGAAAAUAUAUAAAACUUAGUGCUCUAUUCUGCUCCGUUAUAAAGAAUGUGUUAUUUUAAGAAAUACUGAUUUUAUUUUUGUGAAAUGUUGAUCCCUGAGAAAAAUUUCGUUAAAAUUCGUAAAACCAUUUAAUACGUCGAAAAAGAAAACGAUGUAUCAAUGCGUAAAUUGCGGAACCCAGGUGGAAGAACUUUACCGGCAGUACAGUCCGAACGUUUUAAAAUUAUUAAAAUGCGAAACCUGCGGUCAUUUAGCCGACAUGUAUAUCGAGUACGAUCCAGUCAUCAUCUUGGUUGACUUAUUGUUACUCGAGAAACGAGCGUACAGGCACUUGCUGUACAACUGCGAUCUGAAGGCCUGUUGGAAGUUAGUGAUCAUCCUCUGGCUCGUAGAAUCGUUUCGAAAUCUUUAUCUCUGCGACAACGAAAACAACAACGAAUACAUUCAGUCCUGGAGAUCGCUCCAACGUAAUCUCGACGCGCAUUGCAAUCUCUAUUUAAUACUGUUUAAAACGGCCAUCGCCCUCGCCGCUUUCGUCGCGGUCGUGAUUCUCCUUACAAAAGUAAAGUGGUACUUUUAUCCGACCGAUCGAACCAAGUGCGACGUGAAUCAUUUAACGAAAGGUUUGAUAAUCGGUGGAUCUGGAAAACUGCUGGGAUUAUUAGAGAUUAUCUGGGGACAUAUCUUUUCGGCACCGCAUUAUUUCCUUAUAUUGGGAUACACGCUCCUCUGCUUGUUCACGGUUUAUUCAGUGGUUUCCAACAACAGAAAGCUGGAAUCCCUGAUCAUUUUGGGAACGGGUAUAACAGUUUACAGUUACACGCCGGACAUCGUAUCGGCCACGCUCAAGACUCUGCAAUUCAUUUAAUCGUUUAUUCUCGAUACAAUUUGAUUCGAUAACAGUGAGGUUUAAGUUAAUACCUAAACUAAUUAAAUACUCUCGUAAUAUA
Ceratina calcarata is the source of this 1925-nucleotide messenger RNA. It is a transcript of the gene Arv1, whose product is annotated as ACAT-related protein required for viability 1. The coding region runs from base 1127 to 1843 and encodes 238 amino acids. Gene Ontology annotation, biological process: sphingolipid metabolic process; regulation of plasma membrane sterol distribution; sterol metabolic process. Gene Ontology annotation, cellular component: Golgi apparatus; cortical endoplasmic reticulum. The record is from RefSeq and is a predicted model, not a curated record. Lineage: Eukaryota; Metazoa; Arthropoda; Insecta; Hymenoptera; Apidae. The transcript has 4 exons.